AAAAUGUUCUAUUGACAUUUAUGUGCUUUUAUAUAAAUGGAGAAUUACUAUUAAGUAGUGAUCAGAAACAUCACUAACAAAAAUGUGUAUUUAGAUUGUAGCCUUACAGUGUCGUGAAAUCAUUGUAAUUUACUGAUAAAUAUAUGCCAAUAUUUUAUAUCACACACUCCUUUUUCUGCCAAAUCCAUAACUGAAUGCGUGGGAAGGCCUGUGUAUUUUUGCUCAAUUUUAUGAGAAACACUUAUUGGUGUAAUGUAAUCAUUUUCUGUUGUCCAUAAGUCAGUAUUAAUGCUAAUUGUUGUUGCUUCACCGUGUGCAUUAAUGAAACACAAUUGCAUAAAUUAGUCUAAGCUCCAUUAUCGGCUUUCAUCUUUGGUCUCGGUGCAGCGCCAGGGCAUGUAGUGACUGGAAAUGUGGCAGCGCGUGUCUAUUGUGUGGAGAAGAGAUGGGCGUAGACCAACCCCCUCAUCAAAUAUUCAGCCUUGAGUGAGAGGGGGAUGCUGAGCGUAAAACCUGCCUCUGCUUGUUGAUACAGUGUUAGUGAGUAGAGGAUCAGGAUUGGUGUCCAUUAGUCUGAUUCUGGUUUCACUCUGCACCGAGGUGCGCCGCCAUGGAUACCACCACCUCCCUGAAGAUGACCUCCCUGGCUGUCCAGAGUCUGUUCAGCUACGUGGAGGAGGAGAACCUGGCUGCCAUCAAAGCGCAUUUGGACAAGUUCAGAGAAGUGGACAGCAGAAGUGAUAAUGGACAAACUCCCCUGAUGGUGGCUGCUGAGCAGGGGAAUCUGGAAAUAGUACAAGAGCUAAUUAGGAGAGGAGCCAACGUUAACUUGGAUGAUGUUGAUUGCUGGACCGCAUUGAUCUCAGCAGCCAAGGAGGGUCACAUCCAGGUGGUGAGGGAACUGCUGGAGAACAAUGCCAACCUGGAGCAUCGAGACAUGGGAGGUUGGACGGCUAUAAUGUGGGCAGCCUAUAAGGGUUGUACCGAUGUGGCCCAGUUGCUCUUGGAUAAAGGCGCUAAUCCCAACAUCACUGGUCAGUACAGUGUCUACCCCAUCAUCUGGGCCGCAGGUCGGGGUCAUGCAGAGAUCGUCAAUCUCCUGCUGCAGCACGGUGCAAAGGUCAACUGCUCAGACAAGUAUGGUACCACACCACUGAUCUGGGCGUCCAGGAAGGGCCACUAUGAGAGUGUCAUACAUCUUCUGGCAAACGGAGCUGACGUUGACCAGGAGGGAGCAAAUUCAAUGACCGCUCUGAUCGUGGCUGUGAAAGGAGGCUUCACAGAAGUUGUCAAAGAGCUGCUGAAGAGGAACCCAAAUGUCAACAUGACGGACAAGGACGGAAACACGGCCCUGGCGAUUGCAGCCAAGGAGGGACACACAGAGAUUGUCCAGGACCUUCUGGACGCAGGGACCUACGUCAACAUCCCAGACAGGAGCGGAGAGACGGUGCUGAUUGGAGCAGUGCGAGGAGGUCACGUUGAGAUUGUCCGGGCCCUGAUGAACAAAUACGCUGACAUUGACGUCAGGGGUCAGGAUGGAAAGACUGCCCUCUACUGGGCUGUAGAAAAAGGCAACGCCACCAUGGUGAGAGAUAUCCUGCAGUGUAAUCCAGACACAGAGAGCUGCACAAAGGAGGGGGAAACCCCACUUAUUAAAGCCACGAAAAUGAGGAACAUAGAAAUAGUGGAACUGCUGCUGGACAAAGGAGCCAAAGUGUCUGCUAUUGACAAGAAAGGUGACACGCCCCUCCAUAUCGCCAUCAGGGGACGCAGCAGAAAGUUGGCCGAGCUGCUUCUGAGGAACCCCAAAGACGGACGCCUGCUUUACCGCCCGAACAAAGCUGGAGAGACACCGUACAACAUCGACUGCAGCCAUCAGAAAAGCAUCCUCACACAGAUAUUUGGAGCGAAACACCUCUCCCCAACAGAGUCUGAUGGAGACAUGUUGGGCUAUGACCUUUACAGCAGUGCUUUAGCAGACAUUCUAAGUGAGCCCACCAUGCAGCCACCUAUCUGUGUGGGAUUGUACGCCCAGUGGGGAAGCGGCAAAUCUUUCCUUCUCAAGAAAUUAGAGGAUGAGAUGAAGACCUUUGCUGGCCAGCAGAUAGAGCCCUUGUUCCAGUUCUCAUGGCUGGUGGUGGUCCUCACUUUACUGCUCUGUGGCUCAGUGGCUCUUGUCCUGGGUUUCACUGUCGAUCACCGGCUCGCAAUCGCUGUGUCCCUCAGUUUCCUCGCCCUGCUUUACAUCUUCUUUGUGCUGGUGUACUUUGGAAGUCGACGUGAGAGGGAAAGCUGGAACUGGGCUUGGGUCAUCAGCACCCGACUGGCCCGCCAACUUGGCUACCUGGAGCUUCUCUUCAAGCUGAUGUUUGUGAACCCACCUGAACUCCCUGAGCAGACGACCCGUGCUCUUCCUGUUAGGUUUUUAUUCACGGACUACAAUCGCUUGUCCAGCGUCGGUGGGGAGACGUCAAUGGCUGAGAUGAUCGCUACACUCUCAGAUGCCUGUGAGAGGGAGUUUGGCUUCAUGGCCACCAGGCUCUUCAGGGUUUUCAAGAACGAUGAAACUCAAGGAAAAAAAUGGAAGAAAACAUGCUGUGUUCCAUCCUUUGUGCUGUUUGCCAUCACAUUAGUUUGCUUGAUAACUGGAAUGGCCCUGUUGGCCAUCUUUAAGGUCAAUCCAGAAAACCUGACUGUAAAUGCGGUGCUGAUAGCAAUGGCCAGCGUCGUGGGUCUGGCUUUACUGCUGAACUGCAAGACCUGGUGGCAGGUAGCUGACUCUGUCCUCAACUCCCAGAGGAAACGCCUGCACAGUGCAGCUAACAACAUGCACAAGCUCAAGAGUGAAGGAUUCAUGAAGGUGUUAAAACAUGAGGUGGAACUCAUGUCAAAAAUGGCUAAAACUAUUGAUGGUUUCACCCAGAACCAGACACGUAUGGCUGUCAUCAUCGACGGCCUUGAUGCCUGUGAACAGGACAAAGUCCUGCAAAUGCUGGACACGGUGAGGGUUCUCUUCUCCAAAGGCCCAUUCAUCUCCAUCUUUGCCAGCGACCCACAUAUCAUCAUUAAAGCCAUCAACCAAAACCUCAACAGUGUGCUGAGGGACUCCAACAUCAACGGCCAUGACUACAUGAGGAAUAUUGUCCAUCUGCCGGUGUUCCUCAACAGCAGGAGCCUCAUCACAGCCAAAAAGCUUUGUACGGCAGCUCCCACCAAUGGAGAGGCUCAGCCUGUUGAAGGAUGGCAUGAAGAGGCGGAUCGGAAGUGGUCCCAGAACAACCUGGGCCAAGACCAGCCGAAGUUCGGCAGCAAGAACGCACUCAACCGCAGGGACACAUACCGACGUCGCCAGAUGCAGAGGACCAUCACCAGGCAGAUGUCAUUUGACCUCACUAAGCUGCUGGUCACUGAAGACUGGUUCAGUGACAUCAGUCCUCAGACAAUGAGGAGGUUGCUCAACAUUGUUUCUAUCACAGGUCGUCUGUUGCGAGCCAAUCAGAUCAUCUUCAACUGGGAUCGACUGGCAUCCUGGAUCAACCUGACAGAGGAGUGGCCGUAUCGGACAUCCUGGAUCAUCCUCUUUCUGGAAGAGACUGACGGCGUGUCUGACCAGGUCUCACUGAAGACCAUUUACGAGAGAAUCUCCAAGAACAUUCCCACCACCAAGGACGUGGAGCCACUGCUGGAGAUAGAUGGAGACAUUCGUAGCUUCGAGGUCUUCCUGUCGUCCAGGACACCUGUUCUCACGGCCAGAGAUGUGGACAUGUUUCUGCCCUGCACCGUCAAUCUGGACCCCAAACUCAGAGAGAUCAUAGCAGAUGUGCGUGCGGCCAGGGAGCAAAUGCACAUCGGCGGAGUGACCUAUCCCACGCUGCCCCUGCAGGAGGCAGUGCCCCGUCCCCAGUCAGGUUACAACCAGCUCUCCAGUGCCUUGUCCCCAGCAGGCUCCUACACGGGCUCUCUGCCUCCACAGCCUCACAGUGCCUACUUCAGUGGGAUGACAGGUCCACAGCAUCCAUUCUACAACAGGCCUUAUUUUCCCCAUCAUGUGUAUCAAAUGCCACGAUCUUACUCCUAUGUUCCCACAUCCUCGCAUCACUCCAUUAAACCACCCGGCCAUCCAAAGGAAACCACUGGACUUCUUUUAAAGUCGCUGCCUUACAAAUUAAAGCAGGUCUCUCCUGCCGCCCUGCUCAGCUCCAUGAACACAGAGGCCGUGUGUGAGCGUCUGAAGCUGAUGGACGGCAUCGACUCCACCAUGCUGCAUCAGUACAUCUCCACCAUCAGGAGGGCUAACAUAAACGGUCGAGUGCUGACCCAGUGCAGCCUGGACGAGUUGAAGAAAGAGAUGCAGAUGAACUUUGGUGACUGGCAGCUCUUCAGGGGGAUGGUGAUGGAACAACGUCACGCCGAAAGCCAGGCUCUGCUCCAGGAAGACUCCCGCUCCGUGAGUGAGCAGGGCAGCUCCAUUCAGCCCGUGGAGCUCAGGAGGCGCUCCAUGGGAGGGGCCCAGUCUGAGGCCGCCGCCUUCAGUCUGAACCUCAGCUUUGAGGAGCUCAGCGGAGUUGGGCUGGAGGAGCCUCCCAGACACAGCACUGGCUCCCAUUGGCCGGUGACAAAUCACCGCACCUCCAGCAUGUCCAGCCUCAACUCCCAGGAAUCGUCCAAUGACAUCUGCAAGCUGACGGACAAGCAGCAGGACGAGUACCGCGACGCCUACAGGGAGUACAUCGCUCAGAUGGCCCAGCUGGAGAUGUCCGGCAGUGGAGGAGAGAGACCGGUGCAGCCCCAUCCUCUGCACUUCAUGCAGUCCAACGGUUCAGAGGACAAAGGGGUGGGUGAAAAGGCCAAGGAAGGAGCAGACCAAGACAGCCGCAAGUCCCUCACCAAGAGAGGAUCCAAGCCCAGUGACUCUGUAGAUUUCCCCUCCGCCGCUGACGCCCAGACUCUGGACCCCAUCAGUGAGGAGGACGAGAGGCUGGACCACAGCUCGUCAUCCAGGACCCCGGCCUCCAGGAAGAAGGGCGUGGGCUCGUACUACCACAAGCUGCCCAACGAUGCAGACUCUGGCCCAGAAGAAGAAGACAACACUACACCUCUCCUCCAAAAAGAUGCCAGGUCCGCUUCGGGUCUCUCCUCCCAGAAGACCCCCCAGCUCACCGGGCCCCUGACCAAGCCAGGAUUCCUCUCCGAAAUCCUCCUGGAUAAGAAGGACUCCUCCGACUCGGGGAUGCGCUCCAGCGACAGCUCAUCUGACCGAUCCUCGGAUCGCUCCCUGGAGGAGUCUCAGGGAGAUGCCCCGGAGUUGGAGGGUCUGGUCUUCAAGAGGGGCCUUCUUCCCAGCAGCCUCAGCGGCCUGCAGGACGCCACGGUGGCCCGCAUGUCCAUCUGCUCCGAGGCUCCGUCCGAGGCCAGCCUAAUGGCCAGCAGCCCGGAGGAAGUGUGGCCGUCCAGCGGGGUCAACAACCUGAACCGUGCGGACAGCAGCACCACCCUCGACAACAACAACACCAACACCAACAACAGCCGGCAGCAGCAGACCACCCCCACCACACCCUCCCACGGCAUCGACGUCUCACCAGCUGUGAUCAUCACCCCUGGCAGCAGCAACACCACGGCCGCCACCAUCCACAACCAGAACCUGCGCAGCAUCAACCUGGGAGACGAGAGAGAGAGCGUCCUCUGAGGGUGGAGGGUCUGAUCGACUGGGUCCAUGUUACAGUUGUCGUCGAUGUUGUCAUUGAUGUUGUGAAGCGUAGACUGUAGAGUAGAUGAUGAUCGUUAGGUAGAGGUCAGAGUAGACGGUGUUGUCUGUAAAUCAGUGGUGAGAUUUAAAAAAAAAAAAAGCUAAGAAAAGAAAAAGCUUCUAGUAUUCAGUAGAACUGGAUCUGAAUCUGGAUUAGAGUCAGAGUCGUGUUUGUGUGUUUGAAUCCGCCUGGUCAGGACUGGAGCGUCUCACCUCCGUCACGUUACAAAGGCGUUGUGAUACUGUUACAGUGCGGGUUCUCAUGUGACCGUGGAAACAUUAGAAUUGUUGUUUGGUAAGAAGUGGCGUUACAGAAAUAAAAAUGUUAGAAAUAAACGGUAUCUGUAUGAAGUCGUUCCUGUGGUGAAGUAGAACUUUGGUCCGAGUCUGAAGUGGUUCUGGUGUUUUUUCCAACGUUCAUGUGAAAACUGAUUUGUGAAUCAAUAAACAUUGUGUUGAUGUGGA
Cynoglossus semilaevis (tongue sole) is the source of this 6211-nucleotide messenger RNA. Its product is annotated as kinase D interacting substrate 220. The transcript is spliced from 32 exons. NCBI's taxonomy places the organism in Eukaryota, Metazoa, Chordata, Actinopteri, Pleuronectiformes, Cynoglossidae. The record is from RefSeq and is a predicted model, not a curated record. Gene Ontology annotation, molecular function: PDZ domain binding; protein kinase regulator activity. Bases 611 to 5686 code for a protein of 1691 amino acids.